Varroa destructor (honeybee mite) is the source of this 5919-nucleotide messenger RNA. RefSeq lists its product as uncharacterized. Gene Ontology annotation, cellular component: mitochondrial membrane. Gene Ontology annotation, biological process: glycerol-3-phosphate metabolic process; triglyceride biosynthetic process; fatty acid metabolic process. The record is from RefSeq and is a predicted model, not a curated record. Gene Ontology annotation, molecular function: glycerol-3-phosphate O-acyltransferase activity. NCBI's taxonomy places the organism in Eukaryota, Metazoa, Arthropoda, Arachnida, Mesostigmata, Varroidae.
AUAUCCACGAGUAAAAGUCUGCUUCGAUGAGAAAAUGCGCCAUUUUGUUUCCCACGUUAAAAAACGGCGUAGGCGCACUCUAUAAAAUAAAAUCAAAUAUGGGAUGGUAGCUAUCCUGCAACGGCUCUUGUACGCAUAACAACGGCCUCAGUAUCCUUUCAGGCCAAUCACUAAAAGGUCCAGUCUUCCCGCCACGUUACGAUUUCAAAUGCGCGAGUACAGCUUAUGAUGUUCUGUUUACCCAUAAUAUUACUAACACUUACUAUGCCAUCCUACACCGUUGUCCUUUCGAUAUAGCAUUUUCCUUUCGUGCGGCCGCCGGCCCUUUGUUGACCUGCCCUCCGUGCGUUACGCGCCGUCCCUUCUAUUAGCCCUUUCAGCAGUCCAUACUCUUUGGAAUGUGGCGCUGCCUUCUUAGCUAAGUUGGGCCAUAGUCGACGUGCAUAGUGCGCACCGUCUACUGGCCGUCUUUCUUCGGUGGCCUAUCUGCGCUGCCCGCCUCUCCUCGCGUAGCUGUACUACAUUGAGUUGCUACUAAAUAGUCUGUCACCAAAUAGUUGUCGAGGCUCAUGCGGGAAGCCCUUUUGUUGUACGUCUGUAACAGAGAGGCGACUGAUCCCUGGGAAGGCAGCUGGCGGUCGUUGGCCGCUGCGACGACCAGACGAAAGAAGAUCUUCGGCACAAAACCGCGCGACUGUAAGGUGAAGCACGACAAAUUCAAGCAAGAACAACCCCGCGGCCGCUGCUGCUACUGCCAACGCCACCUCACGUGUGCGCUUGUUAUUCGUAAGCAUUGGACAAGUGUCGGCCCGUCGGUCGAUCCGUCCAUAGUGUGUCAGAAGUUAAGAGACUGACUCGUGUAACAACAAAAAUUGUCGGAAACGGUGUGCUGCCGAAUAGCAAUGGAUCAAAUGCUAGCCAUUGUAAAAGAGGUCAUGGAAGCAGGGAAAAGUGCUUGAUCUUGGUUGUAGUGUAAGUAGUAGGUGUAGCUGCAGCUGGUGGUGCGUGAUUCAGUAGAUCGCAAUGGGGUCCUCCGACUCGAACGAUAACAAUGGGGGAGUACCUAUGCAGGGUGGAACAGCUCAAACAUUGGUUCGGCGUUUGCAGAUUUCGCCUCCAGGGGAAUUCUUCAUUGCAGGAAAUAGCCCAGUCAAUCGAACGCCCACUUCGGAUUUCGUACAAGCUGUCAAAACCGUUCGUAUAUCUGAUGUCAAAAUUGGACUGGUACCGCAGAUACAUGAUGUAGAAAACUUGAAUAUACCAAUAUUGCGUAAAUUAACAACGCUUUCAAGGAGUCCAGAAGCCCUUUCGGCAACAGAGGAACGCCAGUGUGGCUUGAAGAAAAUUUCAUCAUAUGACAGCUAUCGGCCUGCAGUUGCUAACGCCGAGACGGAAGAUCUUGUUGACCUUCUUGUGCGUCCUGAUGCCGCUCACGCAGGACAGCAUCUUUCAUGGUACCUUAUGCCGUUGGUGCCUCUUCAUUAUCUCGGAGAAUGGAUCAAACACAUCAUGUGGCUAAGCGCUCGUGCUUUCCCUUGGAAGUACCCUCGUGUAACACCAAAUAAGAUUAUCAAUUCGAACACGGUACAGUUGGCCAUUACCAAAACCUGUGAACGGGAAGCAGCCGAACGACGAGAUCCAGAUGCUUUGAUUGGCAACCUUACAGAGGUCGUGUCGAAGGACGCUCGACACUUGCACGUCCGUCGAGCGUGCCAGAUACUCGAUAUGAUCGCAGCUAGAACCUCUGUGAUUAUUCUUCGAAUCGCGUCCAUUGUUGUCGACCGGAUCUUCCAGUCUUGCCUCUCAGGGAUUUACGUUCGUCGAGACCUAGUAGACGAGUUGCGAACCCUGUCGCUAGCGAACCCCGGCGUUCCUGUCGUCUACCUUCCGCUGCACCGGUCUCAUUUGGACUAUAUAUUGCUCACGUAUAUUUUGUGGCUACACGAUAUGCGCCUUCCACAGGUGGCGGCAGGCGACAAUAUUGCUUUACCGGUGUUUAAUUUUCUGUUGCGUGGCCUUGGAGCCUUCUUUAUACGUCGCAAGAUUGACCAGGGUGAAGAAAGCGGAACCAUAAGUCAAUCUGGCGCCUUGAAGAAAGACUACAUCUACAGAGGAGUCCUACAAGAGUACAUGUGCGAACUGUUGACUAUGGGCCACAGUAUGGAAUUUUACAUGGAGGGAGGACGCUCUCGCAAUGGUCGUACGCUUCCAGCAAAGGGUGGACUUCUCUCUGUACUUUUGCACGCUUACCAAUCGAGAGCGGUCACUGAUGUGAUUAUUGUGCCCGGUGGAGUCACGUACGAUAAGCCGUUUGAUGGAAGUUUUGCCGAAGAACAGCGCGGUAUUCCAAAAACGAAAGAAACAUUUAGCGGAGCUAUUCGCUCCAUUUGGGGGGUGAUGUGCUCACAGUUUGGCUCUGUACGUUUGGAGCUAGGCAAGCCCUUCACGCUCAAAGGGUUCCUUGAAGAGAAUGUAGAACGCUUUGACCUGCAUAAAGAGUUUGAUUUUAGCGGGAGUCAUGUGGACAAUAACUCAGUGGACGAAACACCGCAUCGAACUCAAUCCAGUGCGUCACUUGUCAAUUCCGCCUCUGAAAGUCAACAUAAGAUAAAUAAACUAACGCACUGUUUGGCUACACAAGUGCUCUGUGCGUCAACAUCUGCGCGGGCCUUGUCUGGACCAAGUCUAGUUGCUUUUCUUAUGAUGACAAGGUUUCGAAUGGGCUGCCAAGAAUUCGAGCUGGUGUCAGCUUUGCACGAUUUGUGUACCCUACUGCGCUCUUCGCCAAAACUCCGUUCUCUAACCUUUACUGAUCUCAGCACGACUAAUCUCAGCCAUAUUAUCAGGUACACGGAAUGGCUGUUCCCCGAUUUGGUGACAAUCCGUACACCAGCAACCGUCAAUGCUAAUGCGGGCAAUAAGAAAACAUCACCGUAUUCUGAAGCCGAUUUCCUUUGCAAAGGAUCACCGACCGAGUCGUUUGUCGGUGCACACACGGAUUCCAUUAACGCAGCCUUUGAUUUACAAUACAUAGCAAAUCCUGUUGCCGAAGCGUUGAUCGGUGAAGCAAUACUCGCCGCGGCCUUAUUGGCUGUCAAGGCCGAGCAGCAUCAGGCUAGUCCUACGUACAGCGUGCGGCGCGGAAGUUGUGCCUCCGAGAUAACUGUGAAAGCGUAUGUUGAGGAAGAUGAAAUCGACGGCAGCCAGAUAUGCUUCGUCACUUGGUCAUCAGUCGAACGGGUUGUGGCAGAACUGUGUGAUAUUCUUGAAAUGGAGUUUGUGUACUUGCAGGAACCCCGAGAAACUUUGAAGACGAUGGAAAAUGCUAAAAAGGUUCUGGUCAAAGAAGGUCUGCUACUUGCUGGGGAUGAAAACAGAUUGCCUAGUAUACGGUGCGAUCUUGAAUCCCUUCAGCGUUUAGCGGAUCUCAGAUCUGGCAUCGUCCACCUAAUCGAAGGCUAUGCCAUUGUGGCUCUGCUACUGCACGGGUCGCGGUCGAAUUCCUUCCGUCUCUGUGAUCGCUGCCUAGUGAAUGAGUGCCUGCGAAAUGCUCUUUCAAACUGCCAAAAAGGCCUUGUUGAGUAUCCUGAAGGGUGCUCAAAGGACAUUAUACAGAAUGCAGUCAAAUUAUUUAUCCGAUGGGGCGUACUUGUACCCGCGGAUAGCCCGGCUCCAGCACUGAAUCACAAUGAUCUCGUUGAAGCAAAAAGGAGACGGCAUUUCCACCUCGGUGAAGAGAGCAGUGUUGACGAUUACGAUCCAAAGUUACUGCUGAAAGAGCAACAAGGAAAAUCAGUCGCGGAGCUGUGCUUCUCUGUGAAGUGUGCAUCCAGCCGAAUGGAUGGUACACACUCUUGCGCUCUCAAGAUAUCGGAAGAUUGGAUGGACAAACUACCUGGCAUUGUUGCUAAGCUGCAAAGGUUUCAAACUCCGUUUGAGUGUCAAUAAAAAAUAUUCGUCAAAUGUCAUUCUAACAUAAAUACGCACAUCAAACAUAUACCGAAAAUGAUAUUACUUUUAUUCCGGCUUAAGUAGAUUGCAUGUUUCCGGGUUGAGGGUAGACGAUUUGAGGAUUAAAUGCACGGGCGAAGGUUCAACAUGUUCCCACGAAAGGUGUUGUGGUCUACAUGCAGAAAACGACGUCAUGAUUAUCUACCUCUAAACGACUUCAAUAUAUCCCCAGAAGCCUUCUUUUAGUAUGAGGCCGUAUGUAAAUCUCUGUUAAUAUUACCGAUACUGAAUUGAUUGACGUCGAGAUACGCUUCAACAUUAUCGAACCAUCCCCGUAUUUCUGCGAGCUACUAGCUAUAUUACCAAAUAUACUGGUCGAAAUAGAUGCCAAGAGUCCUGACAAGACACCCAUGUCAUUAUUGCUAUUUACGAAGUAUCAUGCUACAUGCCAUUGUUUAGGCACAGGUCUGUACAUAGGCAUCAAACUAAUACUUGUUAUUUCCAAGUUAUCAUACGAUAUGUGCUGUGGCUGGAUAUGUUAUCUAACUGAGUUAGAGGCAAGCGCCUUACAGCAGUCAGUGUUCCUUAAAAAAUCGUAUGGCGAAUGUAUAGCAGAUUAUUAGCUUUUAUUCUCUACAAAUCCCGGUAGCUUUAAUCACGCGGCCGUUCAGAGCACUAGCUAAUUGAUGUGACGUAGCCAGUCUGACAGGCGCUUACCAUUUCGCACUUACUGGCAUAAAACAUUACAUUUGAUAAAUGUUAUACUUGUUAUGUAAUGUUUCAUAAUGUAAGUAGUUGUUUUAGUUUGUGUCGUGUUUGAAGGAAGAAGAACGUACGCCGCUGAUAAGACCAAGAGAUAGUUGGUCUGAAACAUUUGGCGUCAUUUUUCGUCAGUAUACCACCGAGUAAGAACUUUUCGUUUAGAUAUUUUUAUAGCGACGUUAAUACCGCUUAAUGACUUUAGGUGAAAUUUUGCGUGUUUGUGCGAACGAAUGAAUUUUAAGUUAAUGAUUUUAUUAACGGUUCAUUGAUCAUGAUAAAAUUACCGAUCUAUUUACACAUGAUAGAUAUAACGUUUGUUCAAUGCGCUGUAAUAAAAUACUUUUGCUUUUCUACUUUGUUUAAUGCAUUUUUUUAUUUGGCUAUCGGUGAAUAAAUUAUAAAUGUAUUUGUGAUUGCGCUUAUAUUCGACCACAAAUUGACCCUGAGGGCCUAAACGCGCUCCUUUCUAAUCGAUGCUUUCCAGGUGGUAGUCGAUACAGACGAAGUGCGAAGUUAGAAGUGGUUUACUGCAUUAGUAUUAUUUUAAUAAACUUAGAUAAAAAUGAAAAGAUGCAUAAACAAGCUUUCGAAGAAAUCGAGAGUUAGCUUUCCAAAAUAUACAUGAGCAGUCUUAGGCUGAGUCAUUCUACAGCUUCGAAGUUUUUUUUUUUAUCAGGAACGUAUGUAUACACAUGGGAGAGAGACAGACAACGUGCAGCCAAAAUGUCACAUCGCAUUUCAAGGAGUCAAUGUUUUCAAAAAAUGCCGUAUAUAAAUAUACGUUUUACUCGACUGCGUCCGACAUCAGCCUUUAAGAAAUGUUGUGUUAAUCGUUCGUUUCUGCAGUUUAUGCAGAAACAGCAUAGUAGCAAGCAAAAACAGAUCACUUUGUUAGCGAAGAAUACAGUAGGCCUUUUUGGCCAAAAGUCACUGCGGGGAGGCGAAUCAAAGCGCACGAAAAACAGAGCAUAGUCCUUGAUAAAUUUUGAAACUUAGUCAAUGCUGCAAAUGUCGAAAGCUCGAAAGAAUCAUGUACGAAUAUAUAUACCUUUAGCGUAAUUGGUUAUGGCGCGCCCAUUCAAAUAUACAGGUCUUCUCAAUAAAGAUAACAAUGCAAAAACAUGAAAAGCGUACCAAAAAAGUCAAAUCACACGGAUUUUUGUACUUGUUCUUAUAAUAAUAAAAUCUACGAAAGCCUGAGUUUGA